Limulus polyphemus (Atlantic horseshoe crab) is the source of this 2748-nucleotide messenger RNA. Its product is annotated as ralA-binding protein 1-like. The coding region runs from base 235 to 2427 and encodes 730 amino acids. Gene Ontology annotation, biological process: small GTPase-mediated signal transduction. NCBI's taxonomy places the organism in Eukaryota, Metazoa, Arthropoda, Merostomata, Xiphosura, Limulidae. The transcript is spliced from 15 exons. The record is from RefSeq and is a predicted model, not a curated record. Gene Ontology annotation, molecular function: small GTPase binding; GTPase activator activity.
UUCCAUACUGUCUGUUGAGUUUGAGUUAGUUACGCAAUUACUGUUUGUAAACUGGUAAUCUGUAUAUAUUUAUAUUUUUUACUUUAACUUAGGCCAGUCUUUCAAAGAGUGGGAAGCUAGUUAAUCUGCUGAACAAUAAUACUAAUAGUAUUUUGGUCCAGUUACUAGGAACAAUGAGCUAAUGAUGAUACAUUUGAUAGGCUACUGCAACAGUUUAUAGCUGACAAAAGAAAUAUGGAUUUUGAAAGUCCUGAUGUUGAGAAAGACUUCCCAGGCUUGUAUGCUUCAGAAGGCAUGAUGAGGAGUCCAGAUCGAGACAGUGGUUCCAGUGAUGAUGAAAAGUUUUCCAAGAAAGACUUAAUUAUUGGAAAGAGAAAGGACAAGAAGGACAGUAAGAAAGAAAAAGGGUACAUAGCAUUUGAGGGUGAAAGCUCAGAUAGUGAAAUGGAUGAAUCACGGAGUCCAGGCAAAGGAAAGAAGUCUAAAGCUACAUUUUUUAAGAGGGAUAAAACUGCCAAAGGAAAAGAUAAAGAAGUAAAAGAAGCCAAAAAAGAGGAAGAAAGGGAAAGCAAGAAAGAAAAGGAUGUUAAAGAAAGCACAAAGAAAGACAAAGAAACAAAAGAUUCUAAAAAAAAGAAAGAAAGUAAGGUGAAACUUGGGAAAUCCAAAGAUAAAAAAAAAAAAUAUUCAGACAGUGAAAUAAGAGUAGAGAGACCUAUUUUUGGAGUCCCACUACAUGUGGCAUUGGAAAGAAAUAGAUCACAUGAUGGUAUAGAGAUUCCAGCAGUAGUUCGAGAAUGUAUUGAUUACAUUGAGGAACAUGGGUUGUCAUGUGAGGGGAUAUACCAGUUAACAGGUGUGAAAUCUAAAGUCCAACAGUUGAGAACCAAGCUAGAUCAAGGAGAAAAGGUCUACCUAUAUGAAUAUGAGCCACAUAUUGUAGCCAGUCUGUUGAAGCAGUUCUUGAGAGAACUUCCUGAACCACUUCUGACAAAUGAGCUCACUCCUAAAUUUGAAGAUGCAGCUGGUCUCAAGGAUCCUCUAAAACGUGUUGAGAUCUUGUCCCAACUGAUUGAGAAUCUUCCUACGCCAAAUCGUAUGCUUCUGUCUUACAUGUUUGUUCAUAUGUUACAUGUCAUCCAGUUGGAAAAGAGAAACAAAAUGAAUUUGCAGAAUGCAUGUAUUGUUCUAAGCUCAAGAAUGCAUAUGAGUCCCAGAAUUUUACAUGCUCUUUUUUCUCACAGUGAUGUCCUUUUUAAGCAUAUAGAAAUUAAAAAGUAUAUUCCUCCAAUAAGGCCAGAAACAUCUCGGUUAUCUUUAGAGCUCCCUGAUACUCCAGGAGCAAUAGAAGAUGAGUUAGCCAAACAAGAAGAUCUUCUUGCACAACUACACUCUGAACUUAAUGCAGGGUUGAGAAACACAAAGAAAGAAGAACAGCUGUGGGAAGUUCAGCGAGUUGUCACCCAGUUGAAGCGUAAAUUAAGGUUUCUAAAACAAGAUGACUCAACAACACAUCAUCAUGAAGCUGACAUUAAUUUGGGGCUACAAAAACUAGAGGAAGUAUCAUUUGAAAAACUAAUAAAAAAAAAGGAAACUACUGUUGAAGGACAAGAAAUUUUCUCAGAAGGACGAUCAAAGGAAGACAGUGAAAUUAAAAGUCAGGAAGUGAAAAUGUCAGAUGCAGAAUAUGUUAAUAAAAAAGAUAUUGUUGAUGUGGGUGAAAUUCUUAAAGUUUCAAUCAGACAAGAUGAGAAUAAAGUAAUCCAAGUUAAUGCUCAAGAAGCAGUCAAAUCUCAGACUAUUGGAGAUGAUCUUCAGGAAAAAGAAUCGAAUAUUAAUGUCUCUGGAGGACAGUGGGAUUAUAAAAAAGAUGGAAAGGAUGAAGUAGAUGCAGAAGAAAUGCCAGUUUCGCCUACAGUGUCAAGUGGAAACAAAGGUCCUGAAUCAUCUAUCCAUGAGGCAGUAAUUGUGAUCAGUGGAAAAAUGGAAUCAGAAAAACAAGCCAAACCUCAAGUGGAUCCAAAUGAAGAACAUCAGAAACUCAUAAAGAUGAUACAAGAAGAGCAGUAUUUAUUGGCUCAACAAGAGGAACUUUUGUUGCUUGAAGAAGAACUGAAGAGAAAGAUAAAGACAGAGCAUGUAGAAGUGGAAAGGUUAAGAGCAGAGAUUGCAGAAUGUCAUCAACUGAAUAAAUACCAUCAGUACUCAUUUGGGUCAUCUGAGAACAGUAGCUCAGAAACUGACAGCAGUAGUGAAACUGAUGAGGAGUAUUUGCAACAAAUGUUAGAAGACUUAAUAAAAGAAAAUCAGGAACUAGAGCUGAAAAAUGCAGAUGUUUGUCAGCAGAUUCAACAAGAAAGAGAAACUUGUUUAGACAUAAAGGUUCAAGUGAAACUCGUGAAUGUCCACAAACCUUCUGUUUUUUAGAUUUAACAUUUUAAUCAUACUUAUUGAAAUUAAACUUUUUGUUCAGCACUUGCAUAUUUUUUGGGAUACUACAAAUGAAUUAAUGUUUAGAAUCAUUAAUUGAUGUGAUGUAAUUAAAACAAAAGCACGAAAUGUAUUUAAAAAUCAAUAGAAUAUUUUCUCAUUAAGUGAAUAACAAUUUUUUUUUUUCUGAUAUAUUUAUCUCCUGAAAUUAUGUCAUCACACCUGCUAUUUGAGUUUAAUAUAUGUGUGCAUUUUUGUAAAAUUAGUCCUUUUUUUUCUGUACCAAAAUGUAUGGUUUUCCUGAAAAUAUUAAAAGAU